Messenger RNA from Morchella sextelata, 777 nucleotides. RefSeq lists its product as uncharacterized. The record is from RefSeq and is a predicted model, not a curated record. The transcript has a single exon. NCBI's taxonomy places the organism in Eukaryota, Fungi, Ascomycota, Pezizomycetes, Pezizales, Morchellaceae. The coding region runs from base 1 to 777 and encodes 258 amino acids.
AUGAGUGCGCGAGGUCGGAAGAAGGUACUGUUCGUGAGGACGAGAUACAGGACAAGGGGGUUCAGCCCGCCGCCUUCGCCCCUGGGCCCGGCAGAUGGUGAGACUAGCGCUGGCACUGAUCAUGGUACUGAUACUGCUGACCCUACACUUCCAUCGCCAGCUGUCGUUGAAGCUGGGGCCAGACCUGGGGUUAGCCCCGGGGCUGAAGAAGCGGUGUCCAUUUCAAAAUCUGCAGCCGCCGACGCAACAGCAGAGGGGGACAUCGCCGCGGAAACGCUCGGGCCAAUAUCCACCAAGCGAGGAGGAGUCGAAGAGGAACCCAGCAGUUCGGGCGAACCCAUUGCUUAUAUACAUGUAGCUGGCACUGCAUCACCUCGGGCCAUAUCCCCUGCCACUCCCGCACCUGCAGCACCAGGAGUAUAUAGAGCUGGAAGAACCCGCGCUGGUACCUGCAUGUACUCACACUCAUCUCCCAUUCGCCCGCUCAUGGACUCCGACUCUGGCCCCAGCACAGACCCCAUAUCGGCCGCGGACGCCGCGCUGAUUGAGAUCUCGAACCACAACUUUUUCACCCGUCACCGCAUCCACGAAGCCGCUGUCGCGCACCAGGUCGCGUGCGAGAUUGCUUUGGAGCGUGUGAAGCAGCAUCAGAGGCUCGGCACACGCCCUGACGACUGGGAUGAGGAUCUGGCGCUGGAGGGACUGCCGCCGGUGCAGAGAUGGAAGAAGAGGCCUGGGCCUGGGGAUGGGCUCGAGGAGAAGGAGAAUGAACGCUGA